AUGGUGGUGGUGGUGGUGGUGAUGGUGGUGGGCUACAUCAUGCCGGAGAUCUUCCGCUUCCCUGGCUGCGAGGAGUUCAAGCACGGCCUCGGUGCGUUUGAGAGCAUCCCACUGGAGGGCUGGGUGCAGCUGCUGGCUCUUGUCGGGGCCCAUGAGGUCCUGGUGAAGCCCCGCGAGGGUGGCAUGGGCCUCUACGACUUCGGCCUCGGCGUGGAGCUCCUGGACGGCAUUGACGAGGAGGAGAUCGAACGCAAGCAGACCUCGGAGCGCAACAACGGGCGCCUGGCGAUGAUCGCCAUCCUUGGCCUGAUGUGGCAGGACGGCACCUUCGGCGAGCCUCCCCUGACCUACAUGAACAAGAACGGUUUCUGGGGUGAGCCCGUGCAGUUCAUCGUGUCUCACAUCGUGAACUGCCAGUCUUUCAGCGGCAGCUAUGUCGACAACGGCGGACUCUGCGCUGUCCCCAAGCGCCACGAGGGCCGCGUGGCGAUGCGCGCCACGCAGAAGCUGGCCGAGGGUGACUACGUGGAGCUCGAGACCUAUCCUAAGGAGAUGGAGAUGUCUCCGUCUGUGCCGUUCCUCCGCUAUCCCCAGGUCCUGAAGCUUGGCUUUGUCUCAAGGGAUCUCAAGGUGGUGUGUUGCCAUACCGCAUAG
Symbiodinium sp. CCMP2592 is the source of this 654-nucleotide messenger RNA. Lineage: Eukaryota; Dinophyceae; Suessiales; Symbiodiniaceae. The record is from the annotation of a GenBank genome assembly.